Messenger RNA from Larimichthys crocea (large yellow croaker), 1673 nucleotides. It is a transcript of the gene rad1, whose product is annotated as RAD1 homolog (S. pombe). Bases 163 to 1002 code for a protein of 279 amino acids. Lineage: Eukaryota; Metazoa; Chordata; Actinopteri; Sciaenidae. The transcript has 6 exons. The record is from RefSeq and is a predicted model, not a curated record. Gene Ontology annotation, cellular component: checkpoint clamp complex; nucleus. Gene Ontology annotation, biological process: DNA damage checkpoint signaling; DNA repair.
UUACUGCCGCCAGCAACAUUUUUUAAAAACGUUUAUUUACCGUAAAUCUUAUAUAGUAUUAUACACGACGGGGGAAUUAGCGCCAGUUCGCUGUUUAUGAGUUUACACGCUUAAAACAACAAUAACAACAGACAGCAGUGUGACAUUUCCUGCGUAGCCACGAUGCCUCUGUCAACCCAGUCGCAAGCCGACGAUGAGCAAUAUGUUUUGGUGGCCAGCAUGGACAAUGCUCGCAACCUGUCCAACAUACUGAAAGCGAUCACCUUCAAAGACCAGGCCAUCUUCAGCGCUACACCCAACGGCCUGAAGGUCACUGUGGAGGACUCCAAAUGUCUGCAAGCCAAUGCCUUCAUCCAGGCUGAGAUCUUCCAAGAGUUCACCAUAAAGGAAGAUCUGGUGGGUUUUCAGGUCAACCUCACUGUUCUGCUGGACUGCCUCAGCAUCUUUGGAGGAAGCACAGUGCCAGGAGUAUCGACAGCCUUGCGGAUGUGCUACAAGGGGUACGGUUACCCUCUGACCCUGUUCUUGGAGGAGGGUGGGGUAGUGACCGUGUGCAAGAUCAACACGCAAGAACCAGAAGAGCCAAUUGACUUUGAGUUCUGCAGUAACAAUGUCACAAAUAAGGUGAUCCUGCUGUCAGAGAGUCUGAAGGAAGCCUUCUCUGAACUGGACAUGACCAGUGAGGUGCUACAGAUCACCAUGUCCCCCAGCCAGCCUUACUUUAGGUUGUCCACAUUUGGAAACUCUGGAAAUGCCCAUUAUGAUUAUCCCAAAGACUCUGAAAUGAUGGAGCUGUUCAAAUGCACCAAGACACAAACCAACAGAUACAAGAUGUCUCUGCUCAAGCCGUCCACCAAAGCCCUGGCUUUGUCCUGUAAAGUCUCUGUGAGGACGGACAUCAGGGGCUUCCUCUCCCUGCAGUACCUGGUCAGGAACGACGACGGACAGAUCUGCUUUGUGGAAUAUUAUUGUUGUCCUGACGAGGAGGUGGAGGAGGAGUGAUUACAGUCCAUUGAAUUCACCUAUAAAUAAGCACCUUAACUUCACUAGGGGCCAGUUGCUUUGAAGGCAGAGGAGGCCUUGCAGCCAGUGGGGACAUCAUGGAUAACAGACCAAGUGGGAAAGUCAUUACAACAUCAACCGGUUCUUCAUUUAAAGCAUUGCUGCUGGAUUUAGUGAUGUCGUUGCCUACAUGGUCUUAUAUACUUGUAUGUAGUUAGACGACUACCAUACUGAGUUCUAGUUUAACAGACAGAUGAGUAUAGUGUUAUUUUGAGACGUUGGCUGUAACUUCAUGAGCCUACAUGGCUUAUAGUGCCUUCAGUUUUUGACGUCGUGUUCCUGAAGCUUCACCUGCCUUUUUUCCGUGACUCGGACAGUUAGCUGGUUGACCGCUCAUAAAGUAAGACGCUGAAGAGAAGACACGUUUUUUAAUUCCUCAAGUUUUCUCUACAGCUCUGCACAUACAUUUGAUUGGUGUAUAGAGCGGACGAUACAGACAUUAUGUUUGAAUUGGUUUAUUUCCAUGACAUAGAAAACAAUUGUAGUCACUCAAAAAGCAAUAAACAAGUUUUUCUUUCCUACACUUACAGAAUAUUUUGUUUUUAAUCAAAAGGGAUGUUACAAUGUUGUAGAGCAGAGACCUUUAUGUCUAUCUGCACAAUCCUCCAAAA